Hevea brasiliensis (rubber tree) is the source of this 2880-nucleotide messenger RNA. Its product is annotated as DEAD-box ATP-dependent RNA helicase 37. The transcript is spliced from 8 exons. Lineage: Eukaryota; Viridiplantae; Streptophyta; Magnoliopsida; Malpighiales; Euphorbiaceae. Gene Ontology annotation, molecular function: RNA helicase activity; ATP binding; RNA binding. Bases 439 to 2325 code for a protein of 628 amino acids. The record is from RefSeq and is a predicted model, not a curated record. Gene Ontology annotation, cellular component: nucleus.
CUUAUAUUUAUUUAUUUUUGUUAGAGAGAGAAACUGGAACAAUUUCUAGAGAGAGAAAAGAUAUUUUUGUUUUCUGCCUUCUUUCUCAAUGCCAUUUUAUAACAUGACAUAUAUAUAUGUUAGGGUUUCUUCUUCUUUCUUCUGUUUCUGUUUCUUGGUUUUUUCUGGAUCUUACACCAUAACGUCUUCGCUAAGUUUCCUCGAUUUCUAGGGUUUUUCUUCUCUUUCUUCAACAGAGCAGAUCAGGUUUGAUUUUGCUUCUGUUUGGUGGUGGAUGAAAAGAUUUGCUUUGGAGUGAAAAGUUUUUCAUUUCGGUGAUAAAUUGAAGUUUGGUAAGGGGAACUGCUUAAAGCUUGCUUGGGAGUCGGAAGUAAAUUUAUUUCUCCUUUGUUUGGGAAAAGGGAUUUUGCAGUUGAAGUUUUUGUAUUGUGUAUUGUGAUGAGUACACGAACUUCAUGGGCAGAUUUGGCUGCAAAUUCUGCAGCUGAGAACACAACGGCGGGUUCUUCUGCUAACAAUGCAAGUGUAGGCACUACUUCAGCAGCUCCUGCCCGAUCCACCUACGUUCCUCCACACCUCCGUAAUCGUGUGCCCUCCUCAGACCCACCAGCUCCGCCUUAUAGUGGGCCUGCAUCGAGUAAUGAUCGUCAGGGGUAUGGUGGACCUGCAUCGAGUAAUGAUCGUCAGGGGUAUGGUGGAUCCCGUUGGGGGCCUCCCAGAAAUGACUAUCGGUCUGGGUAUGGUGGUGGUGGUGGUAGAACCGGCGGUUGGGGCAACAGAAGUGGUGGCUGGGAUCGUGGGAGAGAGAGGGAAGUUAACCCAUUCGGUGAUGAUGAUGAUACAGAGCAGGCAUUUUCUGAGCAAGAGAAUACUGGUAUUAACUUUGAUGCAUACGAGGAUAUUCCAGUUGAGACAAGUGGGGAAAAUGUCCCUCCACCUGUAAAUACCUUUGCAGAGAUUGACUUGGGUGAAGCAUUAAAUCAGAACAUCCACAGGUGCAAAUAUGUGAAACCAACUCCUGUGCAACGGCAUGCAAUCCCAAUAUCUCUUGCAGGCCGGGAUCUGAUGGCAUGUGCCCAAACUGGUUCUGGCAAGACUGCCGCAUUCUGUUUCCCAAUUAUUAGUGGAAUUAUGAAAAUGCAAGGGCAGAGUGCACAGAGGCCACUGCGUGGUGCACGUACAGUGUACCCUCUAGCUCUUAUUCUUUCUCCAACCAGGGAGCUUUCAAUGCAGAUACAUGAGGAAGCAAGGAAAUUCUCUUAUCAAACAGGUGUUAAGGUAGUCGUUGCUUAUGGAGGAGCACCAAUUAAUCAACAGCUACGGGAACUGGAGAGAGGUGUUGAUAUUCUUGUAGCAACUCCGGGAAGACUAGUAGAUUUAUUGGAGAGAGCUAGAGUUUCAUUACAGAUGGUCAAGUAUUUGGCCCUAGAUGAGGCGGAUAGGAUGUUGGAUAUGGGUUUUGAGCCACAAAUAAGAAAAAUUGUGGAACAAAAUGAUAUGCCUCUACCAGGUGCAAGACAGACGAUGUUGUUCAGUGCUACCUUUCCAAAAGAGAUACAGAGGCUAGCUUCUGAUUUCUUGUUUAAUUAUGUCUUUUUGGCUGUUGGACGAGUGGGCUCAAGUACAGAUUUGAUUGUCCAAAGAGUUGAAUUUGUUCAUGAGUCUGACAAAAGAAGUCACCUUAUGGACCUUCUUCAUGCACAGAGGGCAAAUGGUGUUCAGGGCAAGCAAGCUUUAACAUUAGUUUUUGUGGAGACAAAGAAGGGUGCUGAUUCACUUGAACAUUGGUUGUACGUUAACGGGUUCCCUUCUACUAGCAUACAUGGUGAUAGGACACAACAGGAAAGAGAACAGGCAUUGCGUUCAUUUAGAAGUGGUAACACCCCAAUCUUGGUAGCAACUGAUGUUGCAGCACGUGGACUUGAUAUCCCACAUGUCGCACAUGUGGUCAACUUUGAUCUCCCAAAUGAUAUUGAUGAUUAUGUCCAUCGUAUUGGACGAACAGGGCGAGCAGGGAAAACUGGCCUUGCUACUGCCUUCUUCAAUGAGGGCAAUGCAUCAUUGGCAAGGUCCUUAGCUGAUUUAAUGCAAGAAUCAAAUCAAGAAGUACCUGCUUGGCUCUCUCGUUAUGCAGUUCGCUCUUCUUAUGGAGGGAGGAACCGUCGUUCUGGAGGAGGCAGAUUUGGUGGCCGUGACUUUCGAAGGGACUCUUCAUUCAGUAGGGGCAGUUCAGAUUAUUAUAGUGGAGCAAACAGCAGCGGUGGAUAUGGGGCUUCUGGCGGAUAUGGAGGAUAUGGUUCAGGGAUGACCAGUGCAUGGGAUUAAUGGCAGAACACCUUAAACAGCUUACAGUACUUGGUGCCUAGUGGUUGUGGACUGUCGUUGCUAUACUGGUGGGAGUUUAUUUUUUUUUUUUCUUUUUUUUUUUUCUCCCUUUUUGUUGUGUCCUUUAGUUAGUGUUUCUAGCCAUCUCUGUUAUUAUACUCUGAAGUGGUUAUCGUUGAAGAGGGGAAUGCAAGUUCGGGAUGGGGCUGCAGGAAUAGAGGUGUAUAAUGUUUUUAGGUUUUGGUGAAAAAGUUCUAACAAAGUAGGAAUUUCUCAGUUUCUUUUUUCUUUUUCUCUUUAAUGCAACUUUGUUGGGUGAUGAUGGGUUGUAGAAUAUGUAGUGGGAGAGGCAUAGGUAUCCGUGUUAAUCUCUUAGGCAUGUUCUUUUCAACCCUGCUUUGUAGGGGAAUAUAUUGUUACAGCAUCUGGUCCUGCCAUUUCUGGUUUAUUUUCUUCCCCUUUGAAAGGAACUCUUUAAGGCCUUUGCAAUAUUUCGGUGUUCACUGAAAUAAAAUACAAAGCGAUCUUGGAAAAAGAAUGUUUUGUUGAGAAAAA